AAAAUUAUUUUGCGGAACUUCUACGAAUCCUUUCAGCAGUUAGUUGAAGCUACGUAUCCAUAGUAACCAAACGCAGACCCCAACAAAUGAAGUCGGACUCGGACGGAUGACGGAUCAUAUAAAGUGAAGAGUUAUGGGUCGGGAUUACUAUGCCGCCUUGGAAAUCAACAGAAAUGCAACAGAUGCUGAAAUCAAAAAAGCGUAUCGACGUCUUGCUUUGAAAUAUCACCCCCAAACGAAUGACCAGCCAGGCGCUUACGAAAGGUUCAAUCUGCUUGCCGAGGCCUAUGAUGUUUUGAGUGAUCCUCAGAAAAAGGCCACAUAUGAUAAGUUUGGAGAGGAGGGUUUGAAAGGAGGCAUUCCAGAGGAGGCAGGAGAAAAUGGAGCUUGGACAGCAGGAUACACCUAUCAUGAAAAUCCAGAUAAAAUAUUCAGACAGUUCUUUGGGGGAGACAAUCCUUUUGCUGAUUUCCACUCAAGAGAGGGACAUGAGGUUAACAUUGCAUUUGGUGGACUGCGAGGAAGAGGAGUAAAAAAGCAAGACCCACCCAUCGAGCGAGAUCUCCACUUGGCUUUAGAGGACCUCUUUUAUGGAUGCACCAAAAAGAUAAAAAUUUCUCGCAGGGUUAUGAAUGAAGAUGGACACACAUCCAGCAUCAAAGACAAGAUUCUGACAAUCAAUGUCAAACCAGGAUGGAACGAAGGGACCAGAAUAACAUUCCCAAAUGAAGGAGAUCAGGGCCCUAAUAAUAUCCCAGCAGAUAUUGUGUUUAUUGUGCGUCAGAAAAGCCAUCCUCGGUUUGCCCGUCAGAAUGAUGACUUGAUUUACACCGGUCAUAUAUCUCUGGAGAAGGCUCUGACAGGUUUCUCUGUGGAUGUGGAGACACUAGACAGCAGGCUCCUCAGUAUUCCAAUCAAUGAUAUUGUGCAUCCCACUUACAGUAAGGAGGUCCCGGGUGAGGGGAUGCCACUAGCCAGCUGCACGAACAAGAAAGGAAACCUCAUCAUCAAGUUUGUCCUCUACUUCCCUCAGAAGCUCUCCCCAGAGAAGAAACAGCUCAUUAAACAGGCGUUUCGUACCUGACGCUUCAAAUCAAGAGCCUAUUCAGAAUGCACUAAAAACAAGGCUUAAGCCAUUCCUUCUUCCACCUUAACCUCUAUUCAAUACAUUUUUACACUAAAAUAAAAUCCAGUACUUUAAAAUAAAGUAAAAA
Sardina pilchardus (European sardine) is the source of this 1214-nucleotide messenger RNA. It is a transcript of the gene dnajb13, whose product is annotated as DnaJ heat shock protein family (Hsp40) member B13. Lineage: Eukaryota; Metazoa; Chordata; Actinopteri; Clupeiformes; Clupeidae. The coding region runs from base 134 to 1084 and encodes 316 amino acids. Gene Ontology annotation, molecular function: protein-folding chaperone binding. The record is from RefSeq and is a predicted model, not a curated record. Gene Ontology annotation, cellular component: cytosol. The transcript is spliced from 9 exons.